UUGCUCCCCGCGGCACGAGUAGCGAUAGUUAUGUACAGUACGUAGCAAUACAGUGCGGCGGGUUAGGUGUACAUAAUCCUCGCUAGUCGCGCCACGUCCCAGCCUCGGCUCCUGUAAUAUUCUUGAAAAUCCAUAGCCGCUCGUUACCAUUCUCCGGCCGUCCGCUUGGCCCCAUCGCGCCAGUUCCGCCAGCUUUUGAGUCGACUCAAAAGCAGACUCAAAAGCAAACUCGUAGACUGCUCGUCUCGCCUCGUCUCCUCCAUAUCCGGUCGUCGCCGUUCUCCCGGCCGUCCGCUCGUCCCCACGGCGUCAGCUCCGCCAGCUCCGCCAUUCCCGCCAGUUCCGUUUGUUCCGCCAGACCAUCUUCCAUCGCGCAACUGCCGUUACUAGCCCGUCCGCUAUUAGCCCGUCCACCGCUCUCCCUCCCGUUCCGCACCGGCGAUCCGCUACUCGCCCAUCCGCUAUUAGCCCGUCCACCGCUCGCCUCACCCAUCCGUAGCUGGUCGGUACGCUGCCACUACUCGCUCGCCAGUCCCCCAGCGGCAAUCCGAUCCUCCCAUUGCGGACGGCUAUCCGCCGCCACCGCGCGCAAAUUCCGCCAGGCUAUCCGCCAUCGCGUUAGUUCCGCUACUGCGCAAGUUCCGCCAAAGGCCCGCACCAUGCGCGCGCGGCUAGUGGUACACCGUCGCGACUGGCGGUCGCGACACGUCGUCAUCCCGGCUACGCUCCUGUCGCUCGUUUUAGUCGCGUCCUUCGGUGGGUUCGGAUCGGUGCAAGUCGGUGCGGCGCCGUUCAGCGUGCUCGACUCGUACCAGCCGCCAUGCCCCUUUCUGCCGGACCCUCCCCCAGAAGGUUGGAAGCUGUGGAGCGACCCUGCCACGUGGGCCAGUACCGGCAGCUCCGUGGUUCCAGGAGUGAAGGCAGCUGGGAGCGAGUGGGCGGAUGUGACUAUACCGUGUGGGACGGCCGUGCUGCUGGAUGUGCCUCUAGUGAGCCUCAGCAAGCUCGUCAUAAAAGGAUGGCUCAGGGUGCAGGACUCCCCAUCCCUCCCUCGGGUUGAGGUGCAAGCAACCUUCAUCAUAGUCCAAGGACGCCUCUCCGUUGGUUCCUCCGACGCUCCCUUCCGCCGCCUUGCUCUCUUCACCCUCCUCCCCUCACCCGGGCGCCGCAACUUCUCUCUCACGGACCUACCCCCAGCCGAUCCUCAGAACCCCCGCAAUCUCGGGCACAAGGCCUUUAUUGUGGUGGGAGGGGCAGUGGAUCUACACGGCAUGCCCGGCUCUGCCUCUGCCCCUGCGUGGGUGCGGCUGGUGCGCACAGUGGUGCCGGGAGAUAAGUUCGUGGUUGUGGACGGCGAUAUCACGAACUGGCCGGUCGGCGGCACUGUAGCGGUUGCGUCCACUAGUGCGAACAUGAAUGAGGCGGAGACGGGGGUGAUUACUUAUGUCGCCCCUAUGCCCUCUGGUCCUGGUUACUAUAUCGGAUUGGCCAAGCCCCUCAAGUUCCGCCACGAGGGUAGUCUCCAGGGUAUCCCUGAUGGAGUGGGGGGCACGGUGGAUAUUCGAGGGGAAGUUGCCCUUUUGGACCGGAACGUCAUCAUUCGGGGGUACAAGGAAAAGCCACCCUUCGACACAGAUGGCGGUCACUUCAUGGUGUUUAUGACUCGCACGCCGCAAGUCAUAGAGGGGGUGCAGUUCCUUGGCUUAGGGAACCAAGGCGUGUUGGGGCGGUAUCCCGUGCACUUCCACAUCUGCGGGAAUGGCAACCAGGCUCACAUCGUGCGCAAGAACGUCAUUGCUGCGAGCCAGCAGCGCUGUGUGGUCAUCCACGCUACAUCAGAUAUGACCAUAGAGGAAAAUGUGGCUUAUGAAACCAAGGGGCACUGCUUCUUGACGGAGGAGGGCAGCGAGUACAACAACGUGUUUAAGCGGAACCUGGGGAUCAACAUCCGAGGAGUGCGCAAGGUGAUCCCCCCCGAGUCCUCGGACCGCCUGGACAGGCAGACGGACAACCAGGCCACCACGUUCUGGAUGGCGAGCCCAAGGAAUGAUCUGAUUGGCAACGUGGCGGCUGGAUGUGACAAUACAGGCUACUGGUACGAGAUGCUGGCUCGCAUGCGGGGAGCUUCCAAGAAGCUGGACUUGGGCGACACCCCAAUGCCGUUCUUCGACUCGUUUGGCCGGUUCGACGGCAACGUGGCUCACUCGUGCAAGGCCGGCAUUCGCAUGUACCCACAUGGGAACAGACCCCCGAAAGAGGCUGUUUUCACCAAUCUGCUUGUGUACCAGAGCAGACUCGGCAUUCUCUUCCAUCGCAGCCGGGAUACCACCAUCAGGGACUCUGCGUUCGUGGACGUGGCGGUGGGCAUCGGCAGCGAUGUGAAUGUGGAUAUCAAAGUGCAGAACACCCGCUUCGUUGGCCGCACGCAGCCCUGCGUAUCAUCAGCCAAACGAGCCUCUGCCCAAGCUCAAGCAAUGGACUUCAAAACUGCGGCUGCUGCUGCUGCAACAAGCACCGGCGCAAGCGGCCUCUUCCCCAACCAGCCGACGGCCUUGGUUCAGGAGUCUCUCUCGUCCACGCUCCUCCGAUCGUACCUCAACUCAGAAGGCCCUGUAACAGCCAGCGCAGCGUCUACUAACGAGGAUGGUUUUAUCCAGGGGAACAGCAUCAAGGGUGUCACCAGCACCACCACAGCCACCACCACCACCACUGCCAGCACUGCUAGCACUGCCAGCACCACUUUCACCAUCCAAAGCCUUCCCACUGAAAGCAGCUCUCCAACCGAAAGCACCUCACCAGCCCAAGGCAAUCCCCCUACCGACGGCUACCCUAAUCCCAUCACCCCCCCCUCGUCAGGCCCACCGGUUACCGACAACCCCAAACCCCUGCCGACCCUUCCCUAGGUCCAUUUUUCGAAAAAGAACUGAAUUACUGGCAAGAUGAGGAGGUAGCGACCCUGUUCUCCUCUCUUGCUAAAGCUUCCCUCCCCCGCCUUCCCAAGGCGACCCUCUCGCGGAUCGCCCAGCUUCGGAACAGGCUCGGGCUCUCCCGGUUCGGGCAGAGGCUCGGGAAGAACCUCAGGGGCAGGCUCGGGAAGUGGCUGAGAGGUUCCGCAGGGGGUGGUAACCAGAAUGGUAACAGCAGUGUUGCCGAGUUGAACAGUGUUGCGAGCGUGCGGGCGGCGGUGGUGUCUUUUAGGUUCGGGACGUUUGAGUCUCCGGUCGGCAUUGCGCUGAGUCAGCAGCAUUGGAUGGACCCUUCUGGGAGUGUGAAGAUCUCUGGAUGCUCCUUUACUCAGUACGCAACAUGCAACCCUGCCAGUCCAGCCAUCGUGUGCCAAGCAACAGUCUUCGGAGGCUUUUGGGACUCUUCAACAGCCACUCAGGAUCUCAAGUUCGAUGCAACCACUAGCCGGGUCUAUCUACAACAGGAAGCAAACCCCACAAAGUCUACGUCGCUAAUCUCCCGCUUCUUCGCCAUUCAAGACCAAGACGGCACUCUCGUUGGCGGCUCUGGGGGGUUCGCCAUCUCGCCUUAUCUCGCCAAGCCUCCUGCCACGGUGGCGGCUCGCAAGCGGAGCAGUCUCCAGGCGGGGAGCAAAAAACCAGCCAGCUCCCUUGCUGGCUGCCAGUACAAGGACCUCUCGUGGGGGUACACGUGCCCCGGGACCUGCUUCCACUCCUUCUCGGCCACCUUCUAUGAAACUACCGGCCCCGCCGCUGUGAGGGGCAGCUCCCAGCGGCCCUACAGCUACCUGGUGAUCACGAGGGACGAGGAUGGGGCGCAGUUCGUGGCACACGGGUUCCAGAACGAUCCCAUCGCAGUGAUCCCUGCCAAGUCCACUGUGCGCAGGUGGAUUUCAGCCACCCUGGAAGCUGGGUUCACCUACAGCGUGCGUGUCGUCGCUCCCCCUUCCAACCCGAGCUUCUAUCCGGAUCGCAUCGCCGUGCAGCUGAGGGACGUGGGGGGGUGUGAGGGGCGGGUCAAGGUGCUGAUGGAGCCAAAGGACACCACUACCAACUGGGUCGCUACGUACAGCCCUCCCACCAGGUGCUCGUCAACGGUGCUUUCCCCGUCCACCACCUACCAGAGUUACCUUUGCUCCAACAGUCGCCGUCUCCUGGUCCUCGAUCUCGGCGCCCCGGCACAGUCCUACCAGAUGCUUGCUAUUGCUCGCUCCACCUCCUGCUCCUCCACCUCUUGCUGAGCAGCCGAAACCCUAGCUGUCGACCCUCGUCCUCGUCCUAGCUUUGGCUCGUCUCCUAGUCUCGAUUUCAGCGCCCUGGCACAAUCCUACCAGGCGCUCGCGCUACCUCCUCCACCCCUUGCUGAGUGGCCGAAACCCUAGCUGUCAACAUUUACCAUUCGUCCCACCUGUCGACAACAACUCGAUCUCGGUGCACUUUCACAAUCGUACCAGACCAGAUGCUUGCUAUCGCUCGCUCCACCUCAUUCUCCACCCCCUGAUGUUUGGUGUCUAAUCGCUUUAUAGGGAUCAAGCGAAACCAGUUUAUUUAUUCUUCAUGCCUUCGAGAGACACAUUAGUUUAUUCAUUUGUAGAAUCACAUGUUUCAGAAGUGCCAUUUUUGCAUUUUUUAUGUGGAGUAUGUUAAAUAUAUUUGUGUAUGUUUAGUAGACUACAUAGGAUUUUUCCAUAGAAAGUACAACCCAUUACCUAUAUGUUCAAUUAUAUAUUGUGUUAUAUGAUUUGUAGGCAUGGUAGGUUAUCGAACUCUACUGUGUUGUGAUAUGAUUGAUACUUAGCAUUUCUGUAAGU
Messenger RNA from Closterium sp. NIES-67, 4777 nucleotides. Lineage: Eukaryota; Viridiplantae; Streptophyta; Zygnematophyceae; Desmidiales; Closteriaceae. The record is from the annotation of a GenBank genome assembly.